Gadus macrocephalus (Pacific cod) is the source of this 2425-nucleotide messenger RNA. RefSeq names its product F-box and leucine-rich repeat protein 15 (gene fbxl15). The record is from RefSeq and is a predicted model, not a curated record. The coding region runs from base 79 to 1005 and encodes 308 amino acids. Gene Ontology annotation, biological process: SCF-dependent proteasomal ubiquitin-dependent protein catabolic process. NCBI's taxonomy places the organism in Eukaryota, Metazoa, Chordata, Actinopteri, Gadiformes, Gadidae. Gene Ontology annotation, molecular function: protein binding. Gene Ontology annotation, cellular component: SCF ubiquitin ligase complex. The transcript has 4 exons.
UGUAUUCAAACCCGGAAAUCAACGAAACCCCGUUUCUAGUCUGAUCGCGAGAUUUUUAGCCGGGUGUGUACCAGCCGAAUGAGUACCUAUUCAGUAGUGCUUAUACAUUAUCCCUACAUGCUCAACAUGGAUGAAGAUGCGUUGGAGUUAAAAUGUCAUAUUUUGGACUUGCCCUGGGAGGAUGUAUUAGUUCCACACAUUUUAUGCCAUUUACCAUUGCGACACAUUGCAAGCCUCCAAAGAGUGAGCAAGCAGUUCCAAGCUCUCAUUCAGGUGUACCUUGCCAACUGUCGGAAUUUCGAUCUGUCACAGAUUGGCACAUGCAUUCCCAAGGAGGCGUUUUGUAACAUGUUGAGGGACAACAAAGUUCUCCAGAACCUGUCACUUCAUAACUGUGCAGAGUGGGUGACGGACAAAGAGCUGCUGCCAGUCAUCGGCCAAAACCAGCACCUGCUAAGAGUGGACAUGAGGGGCUGCGUGCGGCUCACCCGCCAUUCCCUGGUGGCGGUGUCCCUGAGUUGUGUGCAGCUCCAGCACCUGGUUCUGGCGCACUGCGAGUGGGUGGACAGCCUGUCCCUACGCAGCCUGGCCGACCACUGCGGGGGGCUCCAGUCCAUCGACCUCACCGCCUGUCGCCAGCUCAAGGACGAGGCCAUCUGCUACCUCGCCAAGAAGUGUCUGCGGCUGAGGUCUCUGUCGGUGGCCGUCAACGCCAACAUCACCGACGAGUCUGUGGAGGAAGUCGCCAAGCACUGCAGGAGUCUGGAACAGCUGGACCUGACGGGCUGCCUGCGGGUGGGGAACCAGUCCAUCAGGACCGUGGCGGAGUACUGUCCAAAGCUGCAGUCCCUCAAGGUGAACCACUGCCACAACGUGACCGAGUCCACUCUGAACCCGCUGCGCAAGAGGAACGUGGAGAUCGACGUGGAGCCUCCUCUGCAGCGGGCCCUGGUGCUGCUGCAGGACGUGGUGGGCUUCGCACCGUUCAUCAACCUGCAGAUAUAGUCCGUAAGAGAGCCACGUGUAAAGGCUUAGGCCCAAUCCCAUUUCUACCCCUUACCCCUUCCCCUUCCCCCUCCACCUUGUUUUGAAGGGGUAAGGGGAAGGGGUAAGGGGUAGAAUGGAUUGGGCCUUAGGCCAAAUCCCAUUUCUACCCCUUACCCUUCCCCCCCUUACCCUUACCCCUUCCCCUUACCCCUUCAAAACAUGGGGGAGGGGUAAGGGGAAGGGCUAAGGGGUAGUAAUGGGUCUGGGCCUUGGUUAUGGUUCCACGUCGACGCAACGCAAGAGGGUUUACGGAUCCUCCUCACGUCCAGACGCAGAAACAUGAACCUGUUUUGUUUCUGGGGCUGGUUUUGGUGAGUGGACCAAUCACAGCCCCUGCUGCUGCGUCGCCUCCACAGAAGGUUAACAUUUUUUUGGGGGCGCACGUCAGGCCCUUACGGUGGACGCAAGGAGGGGCGCAAGGACGUAAGGGGAUCUGUAAACCCCAUUGCGUUGCGGCGACGUGGAACCACACCCGAGCCUUAACGUUUAAAAAAGAAAAUACUUUCUCAAAGAAAAGUGUCGCUAAAUGUCUUAAAAAAUAUAUGUAAUAAGAGCUUAUUUUGGUCCCUAUUGUUGACUGCAAUAUAUCCAAAUGCCUUUAUAAACAUAUUUAUGUGUCCAAGUAUUAUCCACACACAUUCUCAUUGUUUUUUUAUACGAUGCGAUAACCGUGUUAGAUAAUUGUGUUAAAUGAUCAGUAGAAAGUAACCUUGUCUCACCCUCGGUUACCUCGGUCUAACUGCAACUUGAAAAGAUAUAUCCUUUUUUUUAUGUUAAAGAAAUGCAAAUAUUUAAUGAUAACAAAUGUGUACCUUAUCUGGGGAAAAUGUUCACCUUAUGUGGGGAAAAUGUUCAAACUUUUAUUGCAAUUGUAUGUAAAAUGGCAUUGAGAAUAUUUCUGCACCUAAGAAAUAGAAAGCCAUGCACUUUUCAGAAAUCGUUUCUGCCUCUUAACUUUUUUCUUCACUGUUUUUCAAGAAUAUGUAUUUUGUGACUUUGGCAUUAUGUACUACCAAAGCAACAUAUUUAUUUUAAUUGAAAACUAAUUUCUCAUUAUUAUUGUUUGAUAUUAUUGUUCUUUGUUGGAAUUGUUUGUUUCACAAAACAAUUUUCUUAUAAUUCGUAAAGAUUCAUUUCAUUUUGCAUGCGUAAGGCUACUUGGUUUAAUAUUACAUUAUAAGAUAUCUGCAUUUUUUUUUAUGAAGUACUCAGGCACUGUUUAUCAGUACUUACAGGCACUGAACUAUAUCACAAAUUCAGAUAAAUAUGAUACACAUUUGAAGAUUUAGGAUGUUUGGCAAACUAUGUCAAACAUAAUGUUAAUAUACUGUUAAAUGUAACAUUUAUUUUACUGUAAAUAAAAAAAGUCACAGUUUAA